CCUCAGUGCGCUACAGCAGGUGUUACGUAGGCAAGCAAUGAAAGGGCUUUGGCUACGUGGCCUGAUAUCAAAGGCUAGGAAAUCGUGAGGUAUCAGUAAACUUUGGACAGUGAAGAAGCGGCAGGAACCGAGGACAUGUAGAGGACCCCGGCAGUACCACGCGAUCGUCUCCGACAGCCUCCAGAAUAGCUACGGCUCUGCACUUGACGGCCCUUUUACAGCAGAUGUUGUGAAUGCCGUAAAGCGGGGUUGCUGCCGCUGCUGGGUGAGAAAACAAGAUUAUCUUCUUAUCUAAAAAAGAUGAAACCAACCGGGUUACUCUCAAAAGACAACCAAGUGAGCACUGCAGACUAAUGAGUAGAAUCAAUAAGAACGUGAUUUUGGCGCUUUUAACUUUGACAAGUUCUGCAUUUCUGCUGUUUCAGUUGUACUACUAUAAGCACUAUUUAUCAGCAAAGAAUGGAACUGGUUUAUCAAAAUCUAAAGGAAGCCGAAUUGGAUUUGAUAGCACACAGUGGCGUGCAGUUAAAAAAUUUAUUAUGCUAACAUCCAGCCAAAAUGUACCAGUGUUCCUUAUUGAUCCUUUGAUUCUGGAAUUGAUUAAUAAAGAUUUUGAACAACUCAAAAAUACUUCUCAUGGCUCCACUUCAGAGUGCCAGUUUUUCUGUGUUCCGAGAGACUUUACUACGUUUGCACUGAGGUAUCACCUUUGGAAGAAUGAGGAAGGCUGGUUUCGGAUAGCUGAAAAUAUGGGAUUUCAGUGCCUUAAGAUUGAGAGCAAAGAUCCCCGGCUAGAUGGGAUAGACUCACUUUCUGGAACUGAAAUUCCCCUGCACUACAUCUGCAGAUUGGCCAACCAUGCCAUCCACUUGGUGGUCUUUCAUGAGAGGAGUGGCAACUACCUCUGGCAUGGCCAUUUACGACUCAAAGGACACAUGGACAGGAAAUUUGUUCCUUUUCGAAAGUUACGGUUUGGUCGUUAUCCUGGAGCUUUCGACAGGCCAGCGUUACAACAAAUUACUGUUGAUGGACUAGAAGUUUUCAUCCCAAAAGAUCCAGUGCACUUUCUAGAAGAAAUACCACACUCUAGGUUUAUUGAGUGUAGGUAUAAAGAAGCUCGAGCAUUCUUUCAGCAGUACCUUGAUGAUAACACUGUGGAAGCUAUGGCCUUUCGGAAGAAUGCAAAGGAAUUAUUGCAACUGGCAGCCAAAACAUUAAAGAAAUUAGGAGUACGGUUCUGGCUGAGCAGUGGAACUUGUCUAGGGUGGUAUCGGCAAUGCAACAUUAUUCCUUAUAGUAAAGAUGUCGACCUAGGAAUUUUUAUACAAGAUUAUAAAUCUGAUAUUAUUUCAGCAUUUCAGGAUGUAGGACUUCCACUCAAACACAAAUUUGGGAAGGUAGAGGACAGCUUGGAACUAUCUUUCCAAGGAAAAGAUGAUAUAAAACUCGACAUUUUUUUCUUCUAUGAAGAGACUGACCAUAUGUGGAAUGGAGGCACUCAGGCCAAAACGGGAAAAAAAUUUAAAUACCUGUUUCCCAAGUUUACACUGUGCUGGACCGAGUUUGUAGACAUGAAGAUUCAUGUGCCCUGUGAAACUAUUGAAUACAUUGAAGCCAACUAUGGAGUCCCCCUGCGCCAGGUACAGUGCUAGUUUAGAGUGGAGAAGCAGAGUUGAGUGACACACAUGGCUGUCUCGUUCCCUUCCCUUUGGUAAGCACCUCAAUUUUCCUUUGAGGGAAACACCCUUAUCUUUGAAGCUCCUAUAAAAUGUGAUGUUCUUUCAAAAUGUUAGAUAAUGGUUGGACUGGGUGAUAGGUUUAUUGGGCAAAGCUAAGGAAGGAUAUACCAGUAAAAAAGAAUAGCCCGUUCCUGUAAUCAGCAGUUAAGCUUGUAUGUCAGUGCUGCUUUUAAGGUUGCUGAGUCAGAGUUAACACAUUUAAGUGAUCAGACUUUAGAUGGCAUCAAGAAGAGAUGCCAGCAGAUUCAUUUUACAAGCAACCCCAUGUGAAAAUGAUUUAGAGUACAGGGCAUCGUUCUGUAAGAGAAUGAGAGCUUCUUUCUAGCUUUGUCAAAGAUAUGCAAAUUUCCGUGCAUUUUUCUAUUUUUGUAUUUGAAGUGAAAAGGAAGCUUGUGCUUGUGUGAUGCUUUAAUUUCCAGCCAUUGUGAGAAUAUUUUCACUGACCUCUGUAGCACCUGUUAACAAAUCAUUCAAGCGAGAUCAUGCUACCAGACACGAUUUUGAAAGGGUUGUGAUUUCACAAAACUACUUUCCUUGUUUCAUUCCCAACCAUCCGUUAGGUAAAAAUUUGAGCUAUUCAUGGACUUUAAUAUUUCCUGAAUUUUUAAUCCUUGCACUCCCAAUUUUAAUGUUAACACUAAAAUAUUAAUAGAAAUACCUCUAAUUUUUCUAAGUGUACUCUUCUGUGUAUUCAUUCAUCAAUUACAGCUUCUUACCUUUCUUUUAUGGCCUAUAAACCAAUUUAAAUGCUAUGUAAGACUACCUGCCCCUCUCCUGUAUACCAUAUCACAUCUCCAAAAUGAAGAUGAAUGACAAAUCUGAUGCUUUCUGCGUCCUCCCACCCCAGAUCAUGGUGUUUGUAAAGUUUGUGUCCAUUCUCAUUGUUCUACCUAGAGUUUCUAUCUGUUGCAUAUUGAUGGGAUGAGAAUGCAGACUUCCCUGCUUUAUCAAGUACCACCAAUUUAAGAACCCUUUAGUUUUCUUCCCCUCCUCCCCCCAGAUAUGUUUUUGAGUGGCCUGGGAUGGCCCUGUCUCCCUCAUCUCUUCAUGAGUCACUUUAAUGAUAUAUUCCAAGUGAGAAGUAAAGGUAGGCACAAUAAACACUGCUAUCUUUUUCUUUGCCCGGGAAAGGAAGCCAAGUCUUACAUUUUAUCCAGGCUACUUACGACAACUUUCUUGACAAAAUCCUAGACUUUCGUCUAAAACCAGAGAAUCACAGGAGUGUCAGAAAUGGAAACCAGAGGGUCUGAGGGAAUAGGCUGAUUGAGUUUUCCUAAAACAAAGUUGGGGGAAGUCACCAGCAACCACCCCACUCUCUAUUUUCAAAAUACCAAAAACUUUUUUUUGUUAAAUGAUAACGACUGAUCUUCCUCUCUUAGGAUGAGCUUUCAGUGUGUACUCAUUGGAUCUUUUCAUAACUAACAUAAUGAGGUUCUCAGGGACUCUUACAGAUUAACAGUAAACUUGUCCCCAAAUGACAGGCCAUGUAAUCAGAUUCUCUUUGCUGGAAAAUCAGCCCAUAGAAAUCAUACCUGAAUUCUAAAUAGCUGAACCUAAUUUCAUUUUUCACGGUUGAAAAAAUAUCAAGAUAAUAAUAGUGUUCCCGGGCAAAAUCUGCUCUGCUUAGUGAGGACCAUUUGCUUGUGCUCAGCAUCUAGACGUGUAUAUAAAAGUGCAUACGUAUUUCUGCCCAUUUCAAAUUGGGGCUUCCACUGUUUGCCAGGGGGUCCUACCCACCUCUAUUUAGGUUAUUUUCUUUUAUCUACCCCUGGAGUCCAAGGUCUUGAAGAAUCCAAAAUCUAAGAUGUCGUGGCCCCAUUGACAGAGAUUCUGUAUCCUUCCCUCCGCAGCCCACUGGCAGCUAAAAUACCUUUCUUGACUACCUUCUGGUUUCACAGGCUUCUGCUCUUGCUUGGUUCCGACCCUAACUUGAGGGAAUGAAAGCUUUUCCCCAGACUCUGAAGGCCUGCUUGCUUCUGAUACAGAUCCAGCCAUACUUCAUUCUGUGCUUCUUGGCAGUUCUUAACUGUGCUCAGUGUCCAGUGCAUCUCCCCUCAAACCUCAUCAGAUCACUUUUCUUUCUUCACCUGAGUAUUCCAACAAUAAUUCUCCUAGUAUGGCUACUUUCAGGUCCACUUUGUCUGGUUUACAGGAGAAAACCUCUUAUAUUACUUGGAAGUUAGGCACCCAUGGAUAUCUCCAGACAGAUCCUGAGAGGCAAGACCGAUAACCUCUCACUUUACAACCAGGGGGCCACACGGUCCUUCACUAAGCAGAGGGCACUUGGCCUUCUUCCCUCUGCUGCAGCCACUGACAUCUGGCCCCUGGGAUAAAACUAUAGUACAACUGCAGUUCCUAAAAUCAAGCAUCCCUAAGAAGCUGGGCAGUGGGAUAGCUGGUUUCUUUGAUUCCCUAGCUACAAACCCUGAAAUACGACCACUAAAUGGCAGAAUGUCUACCACCAUCCUCCCCAAACAAGUUCACUCAAGUGAAAAUCAUCUUGCUCUUGAGUCUUAAAAGCUAUAGGGGUCACAUUCAUUCUGUCCCUCUUAUUUUAUAGCUAAAUCAAUAAGCAAUAGCAGUAAUUUGAGAAACACCUGAAGCUAAAACUCAAGAGUGCCAUGACUUUUGGCCUAGUUCCUAUGUCAUUGCGUCACAGCAUCGCAUCUUUAACUCUGCUUGAGGUGCUUGACAGAGAAGUCAUCCUGAACCUUCAGGAGUCAGUUUCAGGGUGUUUCUGCCAUUCCCUGCUUAGUAUCUUUCUGCUCUGAUUGAAAGUCUGAGGUGAUAAAGAAAUCAAGAAGGAGUAUUUCUUUCUUGUCCAAAAUACUUAGGCUAUCUUCAUACCCUUAUCCACAAAAUGCCGUAUCUCCAAAAGGUGAAAUAGUUCAUGUUUGGAGACAUCAGCCUUUGAUCAUGAUACUCUUAACCUCCGGGAGUACCUGAUUCUCUUAAGCUCAAGAGGUAUCCCAUUGCUUCUUCACCCCUUCCACUUCUCCCAGGAAACAAUUAGCUAAGCACUCAUUUCUGAAAAAUCUUUCCUCCUUCCCUUAUUGAUACUCUCUGAUAGAUGCAAGUAGUUGGGAAUAAGUUGUACUCAUUCCUUUUCUUCUUUGUGACCGCAAACCAUUGUAUCUAGUCUUAACAUGGCUCCAAACUUCAGAUGGCACAUAGGACAGCAAGGUGUUACAUUAAAGAGAACGGUUUAUAGAUUGGGGACCAGAGCUGCAUCUGGGAGACACACCUGGAAUGAAUUCCCACACUCCAGCCUAAUACCUCACCCAGUAUCACAAGCCUAAGGCUGCAAAUGUUUCUAAGUCUCCCCUAAGUUUCACCUUUUAGAAAAUGAACAAUUCUUUCAUCUUUAACAUUAUAAAUCCCCAUGGAAAAAUUUCUUCAAACACUAGUCAGAGAAAGUGCCACAUUCCCAACUUCUAAUAUAUAAUUAUCAUGGAAAAACUCCAGUUCCUGGCCAGACGAAAGGAUAUCUUUAAAGAAAUGUCCCAGCAGCAAUUUCUCUUUCCUCCUCUUCUUCCUCUCUCAUUAAGACCUGGGCUAUGUCACCUCUGACUUUUCACUUGGGGGGAAUCAGCAUGUUGGUAUAAAAAGAUCACAAAUUUCUGAAUUAGACCUGAGUUUGCAUCCCAGGUUCAUCAUGUGGGGUUUGUGGUAGAGGACCUCUCAGCCUCAACUUCCAUGUGAGUGAAUUAGGGAAAUGUGUACUUCCCAGGGUUUUUAGUUAGGGUAAAAUGGAACAUAACUGCUUAGCAUCAGGCCCAGGAUUAAGUAAAUACUCAAGAAAUAUUCCAUUUCCUACUUCCAAGCCCCUUUUCUAAUUAUUCUUCAAAUGGGAUUAAAAUAACUAUGAUUCAGUACACAAACCUUGUUCAGGAGGUUGGGUGACUGAAUUUGCUUAGGGGAAAAGUUGUUUCAUUGUAUCAAGGCAUUAAAGGACAAAUUGUAUGGUUCAUGAAUUCAGAGACACUACUGAAUUGGCUCUUUCUCUAAAUAGAAUUAGUAUUUUCAUUUUAUUUGGCAAGCCGUUGUCUCAUAAGGUCUCCUUAUAUGAUCCCUAAUGUUACAUAGUUCCUUGGUCCCUCCCUAGAUUUGGUACUUGUUCUGCCCUGGACUUCUUCAAUAUUCUAGCUUUUUCUAGAGGUAAACCAUCAUCUCCUUGUUAGUAAUUCUCUAUCCAGCCAAAAUCAGAUGUAAGUCAUGAUUUCCAGAGGGGAAGAACUUGGAAUACUUAGUUUCAUGUAACUAUCUGUGCUGAUGAAUGUUUAUAUCCAUGUUUUAGUAAAGGAGAAUUGAAAAUACUCAUUUCCACCCUCCUCCAUCAAAUUUGUGGUUUUGUCUCAAUUAGGCAAGAAUCUACAGGGUAUGUUUUAAGCUAUUUUAAGUUUCUCUGCACAAACUAAAAUCUAAUUAUAGUUUGUAAGUCAAACAGACCAAUUCAGUAGCGAUACCUUUUCACAGGACCAGUAGGCAGGUCUACAUUUUUCUAAUGAGAAAUCUGUACUUCUGUAUUCUCAGAACUUCUAGGUUAGAAUGCCCCUUUGGCCAUCUCCCAACCCAACCCAAUGUAGAGAUGAUGUAGGAACCCAUUAGCCAACCAAGCUGCUGUACACUUACAAGCAGCUCUCACAGUGGGGUUGAAAAGGAUUACGAGGAGAAUUAGAAGUACUGUCUUUUGUUUUAUAAAACAACGUACUGUCUCAUGCACCAUUAAAAAACAAUUACAAGAUUUUGUAGUUUUUUGAUGACUCAUUCAGAGCAUGGGUUUGUUAAAUGAAAAUAAUAUAUAGCUAUUUGUGUGCCCCUUGUACUUCAUAACCAGAAAAAGAUGUAUGUGAAUUUUUUAAACAAAAUGAUAUUUUAAACAUGGGUAAAUUUCAAUGUAUGCUUACCAGUUGACUAUUUGGUUUUAUCUUCGGGUAGAGGGAGUUUGUGGUACUACUGAAAAUACCUUUAAUAUUAUUAUUUUGAUCAGAAUUUAUAAUAUAUAAUCAGGUUAGGAUGACGAAUAAAAUUUUUUUAAUCACUUGAGAUGUUUUGUGUUUAUUCU
This is a messenger RNA of Ailuropoda melanoleuca (giant panda), 6804 nucleotides long. RefSeq names its product fukutin (gene FKTN). Gene Ontology annotation, biological process: regulation of transcription by RNA polymerase II. The transcript is spliced from 11 exons. Gene Ontology annotation, molecular function: DNA-binding transcription factor activity, RNA polymerase II-specific; RNA polymerase II cis-regulatory region sequence-specific DNA binding; protein dimerization activity. NCBI's taxonomy places the organism in Eukaryota, Metazoa, Chordata, Mammalia, Carnivora, Ursidae. Gene Ontology annotation, cellular component: Golgi membrane. Bases 354 to 1652 code for a protein of 432 amino acids. The record is from RefSeq and is a predicted model, not a curated record.